AUGCAUCUUUUAAAACUGAACACUUUAUGUCAAAAGUUCCUAGACGUACUUGCAGAAUAUUCAACAGCUCAAACAAACUACAAAGAAAGAAAAAAGAAACUUUUAAAAAGACAAUUAGAAAUAACAGGUCAACAAGUGAACGAAGAACAACUGGAAGAAAUGAUUGAAGAAAACAGAGCUGUUUUUACUAAAGACUACAUUGUGCAAGUGGAGAAAGCAAGAGAAGACUUGACAGAUGUCAAAGAACGAUGCUCAGAGCUUCUGAAGAUAGAGACUAGUCUACGGGAAUUGAAUGAUAUGUUACUUAGCCUUUCCAUAUUAAUAAGCAAUCAGGGAGAUAUCGUCGAUUCGAUAGAGCGGCAUGUCGCUCUGGCGUCAGCUGAUGUCAAAGAUGGCAAUAAAAAAGUGGAAAGAUCAGUGCGGAAGCAAAGAAAGAUACGGAAAACCAAAUUCCUUAUCAUAGCUGUGGUGAUUUUAAUAGUGUGUGUGCUGAUUGGAAUCCUUGUAUUGACAAGUUAGCAAGAAGAUUAAUCCUGAAAAGGCAAGAAACUCCGAAACUUCUGUAAAUAGUGUUCUUCUGUGAAAAAUAAACGAAUACUUAUUCUUGAAAAUUUAAAA
Messenger RNA from Stegodyphus dumicola, 618 nucleotides. Its product is annotated as syntaxin-1A-like. Lineage: Eukaryota; Metazoa; Arthropoda; Arachnida; Araneae; Eresidae. Gene Ontology annotation, molecular function: SNARE binding; SNAP receptor activity. Gene Ontology annotation, cellular component: endomembrane system; plasma membrane; SNARE complex. The record is from RefSeq and is a predicted model, not a curated record. Gene Ontology annotation, biological process: intracellular protein transport; vesicle fusion; exocytosis.